AACAAUUAUGUGUCGUGCCCUGUGACUCUCAGCGUUGGCGUUUUUAUAUUUUAUUUAUCGUUAAAUUGCAUUCCACAAUUUGGAAUUUUAAAACUUUAAAGUUAGAUCAACUAUUUUUUUGGGAACUCAACUAUCUAGUUACGCUUCAUAUAUUUGGUUAUCACAUUUGCAAUGUCUUCACCUAGUGCUGGUAAACGUCGUAUGGACACAGAUGUUAUAAAGCUCAUUGAAAGUAAACAUGAAGUGACUCUUUUAAAUGGUCUUAAUGAGUUUUGUGUAAAAUUGUAUGGUCCACGUGGUACCCCAUAUGAAGGAGGUUUAUGGAAAGUCCGAGUUCAUUUACCUGAACAUUAUCCAUUCAAAUCUCCUUCUAUUGGAUUCAUUAAUAAGAUCUAUCAUCCAAAUAUUGAUGAAGUAUCUGGAACUGUUUGUCUAGAUGUCAUUAACCAAGCUUGGACUGCUUUAUACGAUUUACUGAAUAUUUUUGAAUCAUUUUUACCUCAGUUGCUUGCAUAUCCAAAUCCAAUUGAUCCUCUCAAUGGUGAUGCUGCAGCUUUAUAUUUGCACAAACCAGAACAGUAUAAAAAACGAGUAGAAGAAUAUGUAAAGAAAUAUGCAACUGAAGAUGCACUCAAAGAUGAUGGAAAUGCUGGUUCAGAUAGUGAUGAAUCUUCAAUGUCAGAGUUCAGUGAAAGUGAAGCCCAAGAUAUGGAACUAUAGCCAUCAUUUCUAUAAAAAAAAAAAAUGUAUAUAUAUUUAUAUAUAUAUAUAUAUAUAUAUCUUUAUAUUAAUUAUUAUGUAUCCAGUUUUUUCAUUUGUUUUCUUUAAAUUACUUAAAUUUUAGUUAAUAUUAGUUGGUUAUUAAUAGAUUUCUUUUUAUGUUGACCACAUAUUCACAAUAUUUGGAGAGUUAAUUUUGUAGAUACUUUAUUUUUAAGGACAAGCAAAUUAAUUUGUGAUAUUGUAAAAAAAAAAAAAUAAUUAUAAUACAUUAAACUCUUACCUAUUAUUGCUAAAUAGAUUAAUUUUUCAUAAAAUUCAAUUAUAUAAUUUAUAACUAUCAGUACUAUUUUUAGAAGUUGAUAAUUAUAAAUAUUCUUUAAGUUACAAAAUAUUUCUAAAAAUGAUUAAAUUUCUAAAUAUUUACAUUAAAAAUAUUGUAAUAGAACUAAUACUUAAUAUUUUAAUUUUAUUAUUGAUUAUUAAUCAUAAAAAUAAUUUGUCUAUAUUACCAAUUCAGUCAGUUGUAGAAAAAAAUCAAACAAAAUAUAUACCUGUCUUAAGAAGUCUAGUGUAAAAAUGUAUAAUUGUCAAUAUUAUAAAAAUAUAUGGGUCAAAAGUGCAUGUUAAUACAAUAUAUUAAAUUUUUAAUUAAAAAAAAAUUUGUGCCAGAAUGGUGAUAGUAUACCAUUUAGUUCUAAGAUUCUGGAAUUAAAAUUAAAUUUUAAUUAAAAAUUACAUUAACUUGUAGUUAAUGAAAUUUAAUAUAUGUAUUUUUAACUUUUUUCGACCAAUAAAUUAAUAUAUUUUUCUGUUAUGGAGAAUAGUUGAAUAAUUGUUGGUUGUAUUGAUUAAUCUUAAGUCAGAACUUAUAUUUUUUGUGUUAUUGUGUUUCAACAUUUUUCACCUUUUUUUUU
This is a messenger RNA of Daktulosphaira vitifoliae (grape phylloxera), 1637 nucleotides long. It is a transcript of the gene UbcE2H, whose product is annotated as ubiquitin-conjugating enzyme E2 H. Gene Ontology annotation, biological process: protein polyubiquitination; ubiquitin-dependent protein catabolic process. Gene Ontology annotation, cellular component: nucleus. NCBI's taxonomy places the organism in Eukaryota, Metazoa, Arthropoda, Insecta, Hemiptera, Phylloxeridae. Gene Ontology annotation, molecular function: ubiquitin conjugating enzyme activity. The record is from RefSeq and is a predicted model, not a curated record. The transcript is spliced from 2 exons. Bases 172 to 720 code for a protein of 182 amino acids.